AUGUCAAGGAGAUACGACUAAAAAACUAAUACCUUCACUCCAGAUGGCAGAUUGAAAUAAGUGGAAUAUGCAAUCGAGGCAAUUAAUCAAACAGGCUCAGCACUUGGAGUACUAACUAAUGAGGGAAUGAUUUUGGCUACAGAAAAACAAGAAGUAUCACAUCUCUUAGAACAUUCAAAACAUUCUGAGAAAAUCUAUCCAAUCGAUAGACACAUCUUCUCAGUUGUUUCAGGUCAUACAGCUGAUGCAAACAUUUUGAUUAAUUAUGCUAGAGAAGCUGCUGCCAAUCAUAGAUAUUAGUUUUAAGAUAACAUUGCCUUAGAAUAAUUGAUAAUAAACAUAUGCGAUUACAAACAGAAUAAAACCUAAGUAGGUGGGUAGAGACCUUUCGGAACAGCAUUCCUAUUUGCUGGUUAUGAUAAAAAAAAUGGUUUUCAAUUAUUUAGCACUGAUCCAUCAGGUAAUUAUGCUGGGUGGAAGGCCACUGCAAUUGGAAAGAAUAAUUUAGCAGCUAAUAGCUAUUUAAAGCAAGAUUACAAAGAAAAUUUAACCUUAGAAUAAGGAUUAGAUAUCGCAAUAAAAGCACUCGUGAAAACUAUGGAUACAUCGUCUCCUUAGCCUUCUAAAAUAGAGAUUGUCGUUAUCAGUUAAUAAGGAAAAGAAGUCAAGAGUAAAACCUAUAAUGAAAAAGAAGUUUUGAGUUUACUUUAAAAAAAUGGGUUUAGCAAUGAACAAAUGUAACAGGAAUGAUAUAAUCAAAUGUGUUUUAAAAUAAGUGGUCAAACCUUCUUAAUUAUUUUUAUAA
Paramecium tetraurelia is the source of this 805-nucleotide messenger RNA. RefSeq lists its product as uncharacterized. The transcript has 3 exons. The record is from RefSeq and is a predicted model, not a curated record. Gene Ontology annotation, biological process: ubiquitin-dependent protein catabolic process. Lineage: Eukaryota; Ciliophora; Oligohymenophorea; Peniculida; Parameciidae. Gene Ontology annotation, cellular component: proteasome core complex; proteasome core complex, alpha-subunit complex; cytosol.